This is a messenger RNA of Theobroma umbraticum, 1908 nucleotides long. RefSeq names its product root UVB sensitive protein (Protein of unknown function, DUF647) (gene RUS5). NCBI's taxonomy places the organism in Eukaryota, Viridiplantae, Streptophyta, Magnoliopsida, Malvales, Malvaceae. The record is from RefSeq and is a predicted model, not a curated record.
UUUUCUUUAUUCAAUUGGUCUUAAGAUUUGCAGGGGGAACACUGAGAAGUCAAAAGAGUUCAUCUUCAAUUCAGAUAAACUAAAAUCUAACAAGCUCAAAUCAAUCCUAAGAAUGUAUUGUUCUUACUCUCUGCAAAUCCCAUUUCCUUCACCAAUUUUUCCUUCUCGAAGAAAGAGCAUUGAAAAGAGACUGCGCAGUCUUCAAAGUCUCUUCUCUUCCAAGGAAGGUCAACAAGAGCUUGACGGUGAUAGGAAUAGUAAAAGUGACGACCAAGUGAUAUUAGUAGAAAGAUAUGGAAAUGGUACUAUUAAGAGAUACAUGCUUGGUGAUGAUUUGCAGAUUCGAUCUUUUCUUGAGAAACAUGAUUCAACAAGUAAUGAGUUCCAGGGCUCGCAUUUAUCGUACCCAAAUUUAUCCUGGUUACCAGGCAUCCUCAAAGAUUUUAUCUUGCCCACUGGUUUCCCAGGAUCAGUUUCCGAUGAUUACUUGCAAUACAUGUUGUUACAGUUUCCUACGAAUGUUACUGGAUGGAUCUGUCACACUCUAGUUACAUCAAGUCUUCUAAAGGCUGUUGGUGUUGGAUCUUUCUCAGGAACUUCAGCUGCUGCUUCUGCUGCUGCCAUUAGAUGGGUGUCCAAAGAUGGCAUUGGAGCUGUUGGGCGCUUGUUCAUUGGUGGCCGAUUUGGAAAUCUCUUUGACGAUAAUCCUAAACAGUGGCGCAUGUAUGCAGACUUCAUUGGCAGUGCUGGAAGUAUAUUUGAUCUAACAACUCAAGCUUAUCCUGCCUAUUUCCUACCGUUGGCUUCUCUUGGGAAUCUUGCUAAGGCAGUGGCAAGAGGACUAAAAGAUCCUUCAUUCCGUGUGAUUCAAAACCAUUUUGCAAGCUCAGGAAAUCUGGGAGAGGUGGCUGCUAAGGAGGAAGUUUGGGAAGUAACUGCUCAGCUGCUCGGUCUUUAUCUUGGCAUACUGAUCCUGGAUACUCCUGACCUUGUAAAAUCAUAUCCAGCGUUGGUGUCGACAUGGGGAAGCAUGCGGCUUCUUCACCUCUGGUUACGUUAUCUGUCACUUUCAGCUCUUCGAUUUAACACAAUAAAUCUUAAGCGUGCACGUAUUCUGGUAAAAUCACAUGUUUUACACUCUAGAGUUCCUGGAUGCAAUGACUGCAAUAGGGAAGAAAAUAUAUUAUCAUGGCAGAGAUUCAUAAGGCCACGGAUUAUUUUUGGUGUGGCAAUGGAGGAGAUAUUAGGUGGUGGGAGAUCCAUUUCCAUGCUGAGGACUCUCCUGAGAAUAUAUGCAAGGGAAAAAUAUAUUCUCAUGGUGAACCAGCAGCGAAAAGAUUUCGAGUUCUUUGUUUCAUUCAAGGCUAGUGCUACAAGCAUAUCAGUCUUGCGUAGCUUGUGGCAAACUUACUGGCUACACGAAAACCUGAAUAUCUCGGAAAAUAUCUUUGAUCCGCUCAUGAAAAGUUUGUCUGAGAUGGAUGAUAGGUUCGAAGAAUUCAUCCAACAGUUGGAUAAUGCUGGAUGGGACACUUAUCGAAUUAAUUUGAGGGUCCCCAAGGAAAUCUCCAUUGAUGAAUGCCAUGUUUGAGUUUCAACACUCAAAAUAUGAUGAUCAAACAGCAUAUUUUCACACUAGGAACCGGAGCUGCCGUGUGCCCGGAAAGGAAAGUGCACUUGGGCAAAACAGACAUGCUCUGCAUGUUGAGUUACCAGGCAGGCAAUGAGCAAAAGUGCCAAGUUUCCCAUGCAGCUGAGGCACUGAGCUACUAUGGCCACCUGCCAUGGUAGGAUCCUUUUGAUGGGGCAAUAAUUCGAGGUUGUACAUUGGGGGGACAGUAUAAAAUUGUUUCCUUUUAUUAUUUUUGUUAUUCUUUACAUUAAAAAGGCACUAGUUUUUUGUUUCAA